AUGUCGCAGCUCUCGGCGGUUUAUCGGGCCCCAGAUGUCGAGCUAAAAGAGUUCCAAAUCGAUGCUUCAAAACAGCAUUACAAUACUACAAAUGGUGCCACGACAGGACCCAGUGCGUAUGUGUUACAAGCGGGCCAGAUCGAUGUGGACAAGCCCUCAGAGGGUCGAAAAAACGCCCAGGGUGAAUUCACUUACCUGAGUAAAUUGCGCAUGCACUUGACCGGACUUCAAGACGAUCUCAAUGAGUAUUUGACGCAACGAAUGGAACAAGCUAAAAACAAGAAACUCAAGCAAGCUGACGAGGCAAGGAUAAAAGCAGAGAUUGAAAAUUUACUGGACGGAGGUGACGAUGAGGAUGACGAACAGUAG
Messenger RNA from Lachancea mirantina, 369 nucleotides. NCBI's taxonomy places the organism in Eukaryota, Fungi, Ascomycota, Saccharomycetes, Saccharomycetales, Saccharomycetaceae. The record is from the annotation of a GenBank genome assembly.